Messenger RNA from Varroa destructor (honeybee mite), 4310 nucleotides. RefSeq names its product exosome complex exonuclease RRP44-like protein Dis3 (gene Dis3). Gene Ontology annotation, cellular component: nuclear exosome (RNase complex); cytoplasmic exosome (RNase complex). Gene Ontology annotation, molecular function: endonuclease activity; 3'-5'-RNA exonuclease activity; RNA binding. Lineage: Eukaryota; Metazoa; Arthropoda; Arachnida; Mesostigmata; Varroidae. Gene Ontology annotation, biological process: nuclear mRNA surveillance of mRNA 3'-end processing; rRNA catabolic process. The record is from RefSeq and is a predicted model, not a curated record.
GGCAGCUAAUUAAGAUUGAUCGCAUCAUAUGGAUAUUCCCGUCGAAAAGACUAAAGAUGUUUUGGACUCUUUAUUUUUGCUCUAACUUUUUAAAUAACCUCACAUAUUAGAAACUAUACUAAUUUUGUGGUACCUUUAAGGCAAGACCGGAGGUUAAGCACAAACGUAAUUAUAUUUAUUUCGUAGUUGCAUUGUGCAACAUUUGUGUCCGGUAAGCAUAUUAGUAAUCUUCUUCGUGCCUUAUUGUACUCAAAAAGAAAUUACGUUGCUUUGUCAUCUAUAUUAUUAUAGUUACGUAAAUACAGUUUUAUUGUGAUUUGACCUCAUACUGGUUUUAAUUUCUUAAAUACAUUUGUGAUAACGUGCUUGGUGCCAAGUUGUCAUGCAUACUUUCGCCCUUCAGUGGCGCUCGCGCUCCCCUUCGCUGUUGUUUUUUAAAGCAGACGACAGCGUGAGGAUGUUCGACUGUGCGAAAAGUAUAAACAAAAACAAAGUGGGAUCUUGUCACAUGUGCGGUCCGUAGUAUUUUUUUGUUUUGUGUUGCCGUGCUCUUUCACUGGUGUAAAUGCGAACGCGAAGGACUAGUUUUAUGAAUGCAGCACAAUGUUAACACAAAAGGUGUUUAUACGUAAGACUAAGCGAGGCAAUAUUCUGAAGAUUGUUAGAGAGCACUACCUUCGCGAGGAUAUUGGCUGCGGUUCGGGAGCAUGUUGUAAAUGCAACGAUAAUUGCGCGAAACCUCUGCAAAAAGACUUUAAAAGUGCUAGUGAAGUGGUUAGCUACCCUCAUUAUGUUGUGCCGGAUACGAACAUUGUUUUCCAUCAGAUGGAUGUCCUAAAGGACGAUUCUUUCCGCAACGUAAUUGUCGCUCAGACGGUGAUCCAGGAGUUGCGACAUCGUCACGCGCCAGCGUACAAUGCCGUCCGAGAAGUCAUGGCUAAUCAAAGCAGACAUUUCCACUGCUUCGUUAAUGAACAUCAUAAGGACACUUACGUGGAACGGCUUCCAGGAGAAUCUGCUAAUGACCGAAAUGAUCGAGCCGUCAGGCGUGUUGUCCAUUUCCUUCAAAAUCAUUUCAAUGAACAGGGAUUGGCCAUUAAGGUCGUCCUUAUAACCGAUAAUCGAGCGUGCUUGGCUUUGGCGAAAAAAGAGGGUUUAACAGCUUUCACCCUCAAGGAGUACGUGGGAGGAAUGAAUAAGCCGGAACUUUUGGACAAGAUUGUUAUUGGGCAGGAUGGAUCCGGAGAGGGAGAUCCUGUAGCCUCAAAGAAGUUUAUGUACCCUGAACAUCUGACAGCAGCAGCUCUGCAGUCUGGAAUAAGAGCUGGACGACUUCGCGCAGGAAAAUUCAUGGCGUCACGAGAAAAUUAUCUUGAAGGCUAUGUAUGUUUUGGAGAUGUAGACAAUGAAGAUGAGGCAGAUAGGGUGCUUAUACAGGGCCUCAUGAAUCUUAACAGGUCCGUACAAGAUGACACUGUUGUAGUAGAGUUGCUAGCCGAGUCCGAAUGGGCAACUCCCUCAUCCGUUGUACUUGAGGAUGAAGUCGAGGAGGCAGAUAAGGUCGAUGAAGAAGACGACGAUGGUGAUGAAGCUCGUCGAGAAAGAGCUCUUGAACGGGUCCUGAGGGAAAGUAAAACGGAAAAAGGAGUGAAAAAAAUGCCGACAGCAAAGGUGGUCGGAAUCUUGCGACGUAAGUGGCGCCCCUACUGUGGAAUCCUUGCUCCUAGCGCAAUCAAGGAGGCAACUAAGCAUCUAUUCGUGCCAGCCGAAAAGAAAAUCCCAAAGAUUCGAAUCGAAACACGCCAGGCGCCGACUCUCGCAGGCAAAAGAAUUGUUGUCGCCAUCGACAGUUGGCCUCGUCACUCAAGAUAUCCAUUGGGCCAUUAUGUGCGCACGAUAGGAGAAAUUGGCGAUCGACAAACGGAGAAUGAAGUCCUUCUGCUUGAACACGACAUUCCGCAUCAGCCGUUCUCAACAGCUGUUCUUAACUGCUUACCGAAGAUGCCUUGGAUAGUCACUUCCGAGGACGAAAAGCAGCGUGUAAACCUUCGAGACGUGCCAAUUUGCUCUGUCGACCCCCCAGGCUGCACAGAUAUCGACGAUGCUUUGCAUGCGCGUCAUUUGCCGAAUGGAAACAUCGAAGUUGGAGUUCAUAUUGCCGACGUAUCUCACUUUAUUAGACCAGGAACGGCCAUUGACAAAGAGGCCGCGGAUCGAGGAACCACAGUUUAUCUCGUAGAUCAGCGCAUCGAUAUGAUUCCUGAUUUGCUCAGCUCAAAUCUAUGCUCACUUCGUUCCAAAGUUGAUCGUUUUGCUUUUUCGGCGAUGUUUGAGAUGACGCCUGACGCUAAAAUAGUAUCAACUCACUACCACAAAAGUAUAAUUCGAAACAAGGCAUCACUCACAUAUGCUGAGGCUCAAGCAAUGAUUGACGAUAAGGGCCGAAAUGAUGACGUUACCCAAGGUCUUCGCUUACUAAACGUGUUGGCGAAAAAGUUAAAAUCAGAACGAAUCGCCAAUGGAGCACUGGGUUUGGCGUCAACUGAAGUUCGGUUUCAAAUUGAUAUGGAAACGCACGAUCCCAUUGACGUGAAGACUAAAGAACUUCUAGAAACUAAUUCAAUGGUUGAAGAGUUUAUGUUAUUGGCAAACAAGUCUGUGGCUGAACGAAUUUAUCGUGAAUUAUCUCAUUGCGCCAUUCUGCGACGACAUCCGAUUCCUCCUGUGGGUAACUUUGAUCCUCUCGUAAGAGCUGCCGCCACACGUGGAUUUACCGUAAAGGUGACAAGUGGAAAGGAGCUGGCUGACUCACUGGAUGCUGCAGACGAGCCGAACGAUCCGUUCUUUAACACGAUGUUACGAAUGGUAGCAACGAGGUGUAUGACUCAAGCCAUAUACUUUUGUGCAGGUACGGUCGCCGAAGCCGAUUUCCUGCACUACGGAUUGGCGUUGCCGUACUACACGCAUUUUACUUCACCAAUCCGAAGAUACGCCGAUUUGAUGGUACAUCGUUUACUCGCCGUAACCAUAUCCGCUGACGCCACCUAUCCUGAUCUUCUGGAUAAGCAUCGCUCACAAGUACUUUGCAACAAUCUCAAUUACCGUCAUAAGAUGGCUCAAUAUGCAGGAAGAGCCUCUAUGUCACUGUACACACAGAGAUAUUUCCGAGAAAAGUGUGCCUAUGAAGAGGGCUACAUUCUGUUUGUGCGCGAAAACGCCCUACAGAUUCUUCUGCCAAAGUUUGGUAUGGAAUGCACGCUCUAUGUAAAAGACAAGCCAGGUACUGCUCAACCAAGAGUUACGAUACCUUUCACCUAUGAUGAGGAGCGCUGCACGCAAGCCGCUAAGGGAGUUGUUCUCCGCCAAUUUGAGCGUGUCACAGUUCGUGUUUCACUCGAUCGAAGCAAUAUACAGCACCAAAAGGUCGUCGUGGACUUAGUCGAUCCGUUCAUUCCAGGGUAUAGUAUUGAACAGGUGAAGAAAGAAAAAGUUCAGUUUAAUGAAGAAAACCCUACUUUGGAAAAGAAUCCGGCGAAAUCCGAAGCAGCAGCUCGAAAACAGAAGGGAAAAGUCGCAAAAACUAACAAAUAAUAGCUCAAAAGAUCUUCAUGGAGAAACGUUUACUAUUUCUCCUGUAUCUGACUAUGUAUAUACAAGCACACUCGUAUUUCUUAUACAUUUCUAUUAUAUAUAUCGAAGUAACGAUAUAUACCAAUGAUGUCAUAAGAAUAAUGUUUGUAUUAAUACUGCUGUUUUUGUUCUAAGAGCAUUUCUAUCCCAGUUAUGAAUUAGAAUGGUGCCGAUUAUCCAAUGAUCCUCAAAAUAUGCGACCCAUUAUUUUUGGACGGUACAUAUGUCAUAGUCGAUGAUACGAUAGUAAAAACGUUAGGUGAGGAUACUUAUAAUUACUGGACUAUUUAAGAAUUUUAUGUUUAUGGUUAAUGUAAGAAUGAUGUUUCAUUUUGUUUUUGAUUAUAAUAAUAACGCAGUCGCAAUCCUGGUGUGCUUUAUGUGAAGCUUUGUUUGUUCAACAACUGUCACUUAAAUAUAUUUUUUAAAUAUAUUUUGCUUAAAAUAUAUUUUGCUGGAAAUGACAUACUACUACAAUCGAACGGUAGUAUUCUGGAUUCAGGUCCCAGCUGAGUAAAAUGGGAUCUUCUCGGGAGAGUGAGUGUGAGUUCAAAAGGUCCUUUUUGUAUGCAAUUAUUUAAGCUCACUAUUUGAACGUUUGUAAACGGAAAAAUGCUCUAUUGCUUAUAGGUAAGAACACAAGUGAUAUGUUCUGCUCUCGUACCUAUUUUUGUAAUAAA